This is a messenger RNA of Amborella trichopoda, 3285 nucleotides long. Lineage: Eukaryota; Viridiplantae; Streptophyta; Magnoliopsida; Amborellales; Amborellaceae. The record is from RefSeq and is a predicted model, not a curated record.
UAUACUUCGAAGAGGUAGCAGGUUGAAAUGAAAACCUAAAGGUUAAACCCUCUAACGCGCGAGAUGUUUUUACCGUUUAAUGGCUUGGCAUGGGUUUUAAAUAUGUUUUAGCCCCUGAAAUUAUAUUCUUAAUGAUAUUUUCGAGUUUAUUGCUCGUUUGUGAUUGCAAUGGAAUUGGAGGUUUGGUUCAUGAGUAUAACUUUGUUGACAAGAAGAAGCAACAGUGUUCCUCAAAAGUUCUUUCUUUUUCAGAAUAUAAUCAAUGUCUGGAGUGUUUCUUGAUAAUUAAAGGGUGGUAUUUUUUUUUUGUGAGAAGCAAUUCAAGGGUGGGUUUCUUAACUCCCAAAUUAGUGCAAAUCUGAGAAUAAACAUUGUAUUUUGCAUCCUGAAACCUGAAAUAUAUCCAAAACCAGCUUAUAAUUCUGAAUCAAUUUACAGUGUUUUUUUAUUCCUCUCAAUUGCUCAGCUACCACCCCAUCCUUGAUCGGAUUUGGUUCAGUAUGUGAGAACAAUACUGGAAUAUUUGUCCAUGAAAGUCACCAAUCAAGAAAAAAGGGAAAAUUGUUGUUGAAAGUGAAUAAGUGGGUCGUUUUGGAAGGAUUUGGUUAUUUAUUUGGUCUUUCAAAUGUUUGGAUUCAUUGGCUGCAUCUGCAAAAAUCCGCGGCUGUCUUCUGCAAGUUUUCAACUUAGAACACUGAAAACCCAUGGAACAUCUCUCUUGUUCAAGCUUUCUCCUCCUGUAACCAAGAACAUUAGGUUAUCAGACAUUUCUUUUGGGCCUCUUAAUCUGUUUAUACAGAAGAGAUGGAAGAAACCUGUGAUAACUGCACAAAUGCGCCUCGAGGACAGAACAAGAGACCUCAAGUUGGACAAGCUGAUGAGAAGCCUCAAGAGACUGAAGAUAGUAUUGAGGAUUCAAGAACUGAUGAUGUCUCGAAGAGACCGGUAUGUGUCGGUCCAAUUGCUUUCGAAGUGGAGGCGCAAAGUGGGGUUGAAUAUUGGAAUUGGUAUUUUUCUCAGAAAGUAUCCACACAUUUUUGAGAUUUAUACUCACCCUCUGAAGAGGACCCUUUGUUGCAGGCUUACCCAGAUGAUGCUUAGUUUGAUAGAAGAAGAAAAAAGAGUUAUAAGAGAGACUGAAUUCAUGGCAGUUGAACGCUUGAAGAAGCUGCUAAUGGUGUCCAUCAAUGGCACUCUGCACGUGCAUGCCAUAUCGCUGAUAAGUAGAGAAUUGGGUUUGCCAGAAAACUUCAGAGAUUCCAUUUUUCUCAAGUAUCCUGAAGAUUUCAGUUUGGUAAACCUCGAGAUUGUAAAAUUGGUUAAAAGGGAUGAAAGUUUAGCAGUUGCUGAGGUAGAGAAGUGGAGAGAGAGAGAAUAUAGAGAAAAGUGGUUGAGUGAGUUCGAGACUAGGUAUGCAUUCCCAUUCAACUAUCCAACAGGAUUUAAGAUAGUGAAGGGAGCCAGAGAGAGAAUGAAGACUUGGCAAAGGCUCAAUUAUUUGAUGCCUUAUGAGCGUAAAGAGGUAGUUCGGGCACGUACUUGUGGGGGUGUCGAUCGUUUCAAGAAAAGGGCAGUUGGCAUUCUUCACGAGUUUCUCAGCAUAACAGUGGAGAAAAUGGUUGAGGUAGAGCGAUUGUCACAUUUCAGAAAGGACUUUGGCGUGGAAAUUAACUUGCGAGAGCUUCUACUGAAGCACCCUGGAAUAUUCUAUAUAUCAACCAGAGGGAACAUCCAAAAUGUUUUUCUUAGAGAUUCCUAUAGCAAAGGUUGUUUGAUUGAGCCAAACCCUGUAUACACUGUUCGGAGGAAGAUUCUAGAUCUCCUUCUGAUGGGUUUUCGCAAUACCAAAAAGAUGGGGUCACAAGAAGAAAGAAACAUGGUCUCUCAAGAGGCUGGCAGAGAUCCAUCUAAUGGAGAAUGGGUUAUUCCUAUUUUAGAGAGCUUACAUAAUGAAGAGUCUGAUCCAAGCCUUAGUGGGGUGAGUUGUAGCAGUUCUGAUGAUGAUGAUGGUGAGGAAUGUGACUGGGAUGAUGCCUAUAUUAAUCAGGCUGAAAGGCUAGCGACUCAUAAGUGAAUUGCAUAAUUCUUCUUGGAAAUAUUAUUGCAAAUUCAAGGAUCAAUAUCUUCAGUUUUAUGUUACUUUGAGUUCCAUAUGAUGGGCACUAUUAGCAGUAGUUGGCCUCAAUAGUUCAAUAUUGUGUUACCUGGUGCUCUAGUUUUGAAAUGGGAAAGAGGUUACGCUUCCCGAAUCACUUGCAUGUUUCCAGUAUAUCAAUUCAUGAUUGGUGAAGCUCGCUCUCUCACUCUCUCUCUCGCUUGUUAAAUUUGAAUUGAUUAAUUUGGGGCCAAGUGAGAUCAAUAGUAGCUUUUGUUAUUGGUUGUUAUUGCGCUAUUAUUGAAUUGAGUUGGUCAUGAAUUACAUCGAUAAAAGCGUGAGUUCUAACCUAAACUAACAGUUUACUUGGCCAAAAGAAAAAAACAAUUCAAUAAUAUCUUUGUGCAACACCCUUGCUUCUGUAUAUUAUGACAAACUUUUAAAUCCCUUCUAGUUUGGACACAUUGGUUUGAGGUUGAUCUUGAAAAGCAUCAUAUGUUGGGGAUCAUCAUCCUUGUCUCUGUAUCUGCAAGCCUCAUAUUCUAUCGAUUUAGGCAUGGUGCUCCUUUUGUAUCAUGUUGGCAAAGUUAUGUUCCCUCCUUUCUUUAUUGUCUAAGUUGGGUUGUAUUCCAUCCUUUCUUUUGGCUUGGUUGAGAUAUGUUCCAUCUAAUCUUAGUGUAUGUCCAUUUAGGCAAUGUGUAUAUUGCUCACUUUGUCUUUUCAUCUCUUCCAAACCGUUGCAUUGGUUAUAGUGGAUUGUCACUCUCACUAUUCUCAAAAAAAUAAUUGGGUGGUUCUUGUGUAGCCUGAAGAUACAAGGGUGCUGAAAGAUUUACAUAUUAUGGGUAAAUUUUUGUUGUUUUCCUAAGUUAUCCCGGAUUGUGAGUCCCCACCUGUUUUAUUGCUAAAAAAAGUAAUGCACAUUUGACUGUUAGACUGAAGCCAUGAUCAGUGUUUCAAAAAGCGGACUGCUCAGUGCCUAGGCGGCCGCCUAGGCGGAUCUGGGGGCUUGAGCACAUUGCCCAGGCCUAGGUGCCCAAAAAAAGCGGAGGCUUCUGGGCGCCGCCUAGGCGCCUAGGAAACCGCCUAGGCGGCCCAGUGUCCAGACUUGGGCAGCCGCCCAAGUACAACGCCCUGCCCCACCCAGAGGUGGAAAAAGCUUUCGAUGGGGUCUAUUUUUGUCCUUUUUU